Psammomys obesus (fat sand rat) is the source of this 808-nucleotide messenger RNA. Its product is annotated as acyl-coenzyme A thioesterase 2, mitochondrial-like. The transcript has a single exon. The record is from RefSeq and is a predicted model, not a curated record. The coding region runs from base 148 to 741 and encodes 197 amino acids. Gene Ontology annotation, molecular function: fatty acyl-CoA hydrolase activity. Gene Ontology annotation, biological process: fatty acid metabolic process; acyl-CoA metabolic process. Lineage: Eukaryota; Metazoa; Chordata; Mammalia; Rodentia; Muridae.
UCAAAGUCUGUCUUCACUUUUGCUUUUGUUGCUUAACAGGCUCUGAUCCUCCCGGCUCUAAGGACACACACAGUGCAGGCGAGCAGCCGGCCGCUAGAGGAUCUCUGACUCUUUCCGCAGAACUGAGGGUUGAAGUCAAGACGCAAAAUGGUGGCCUCUUCUCUCGCCGUCCUGCGGGGAAGCAGGCUGUGCCGAUACGGCUGGAAGAGCUGGGCGUGGCUGUCAGGGCCUCUGCCGCUCGGCCCGGGUGGCCGGACGACGUGGGCGCGGGCGAAUGCGACGCUGGUGCUGGAGCCCGCGGGCCGCAGCUGCUGGGACGAGCCGCUGGGCAUCUCCGUGCGCGGCCUGGCCCCCGGGCAGCCCGUCACGCUGCGCGCGGCCCUGCGCGACGAGAAGGGCGCGCUCUUCCGCGCCCACGCGCGCUACCGCGCCGAUGCCCACGGCCAGCUGGACCUGGCGCGCGCGCCCGCGCUGGGCGGCAGCUUCGCGGGGCUCGAGCCCAUGGGGCUGCUCUGGGCCAUACAGCCCGAGCGGCCUUUCUGGCGCCUGGUCAAGCGCGACGUGCAGACGCCCUUCGUGCUGGAGCUGGACGUGCUGGACGGACACGAGCCCGACGGCGGGCGGCUGCUGGCCAAGGCGGGGCACGAGCGCCACUUCCUGGCUCCCGGGGUGCGGCGCGUGCCCGUGCGCGAGGGCCGGGUGCGCGCCACGCUCUUCCUGCCCCCAGGUGAGCUGCCCUGACCCUCCCUUUGCUCCAAGAGCCUCUGUGAGUUUAAGUGAAGAAAAAGGCAGCUCCGGAUGGCUUGGA